AUGCGUAUACCUCCGCCUAUCCCAGAUAUAUCUGAGUUACAAAGGAGGGCAGGGUAUCAUCAAAACUCCCUUCACUAUUCCAUCGCCACUAACGAUCUUAGUGAACUACAGAACCUCGUCAGCACCUUGACCCCAGAAAACGUCGAUCAAACUGAUGGCAUGUUUGGCGCGCCGCUGCAUCUGGCUAUAUAUCUCGACAACUUGGCGGCAGUUAGUAUCUUACUAAACGCUGGCGCCAACCCUGUCAAAGAACCCCAUUUUGUUGAAGACCAAUUCAUCACCACACCCAUAGGCUUAGCCGCAAGGUUGGAUAAUCGCAUUAUCCUUCGGAAGAUUUGGGAACAUGUCAAUCCUGAUGCCGACACUUUCAAUACGGAAACUUUCGGGUGUCUGCGCGAUGCAGCAGAGUAUGGUCAUAUCGCUACGAUAUCUGAUCUGUUGACAUGGGGACAAGAUGGCUGGUCUUUAGAAUCUAGAGGUCGUGCCUUGGUCGCAGCAGCCAACAACUGGAGAUUUGAGAAUAUCCAAUUUCUUCUAUCUCACUGCUCUGUUGAUCAGGAAUCGCUUAACCUCGCGUUAGCCCAGGUGACAGUCACCAGGCCGUGCUUCCUUCUUCGAGAGCACACAGAAUCUGAACGUGUGGCACAGUCGCAAUCGAUCAAAGUGCUGAUGGACGCUGGAGCUGACCCUAAGAGCCCCGAAGCCAGCCGGAUAGCAAUAUUUGAGCCUCUUGUUAUAUGGACUGCUCUCCAUAAGCAACUCUAUGGCUGUCUGCAAGCAUUGCUCAACAACGGUGCUGACCCCAAUAUGACCAACAGUCAAGGCCAGACUGCAUUGCAUUAUUUAGGGGCAUACAAACGAAAGUUUCCCAAGGUCAGGUAUAUUUUUCUAAAGGAAGAGCCACACGAGGAUGUGUUCCGAUUGCUUCUCCGCUUCUGUCAUCCACCGAGAUGUAUAUGGGAACAGUCCUCUACACUGUGCUGCCUAUGCAUCUCCUCUGGACACCUUUCACCUGCUCCUCUCAAACUUGCCUGA
Messenger RNA from Fusarium coffeatum, 1035 nucleotides. RefSeq lists its product as uncharacterized. Lineage: Eukaryota; Fungi; Ascomycota; Sordariomycetes; Hypocreales; Nectriaceae. Gene Ontology annotation, molecular function: protein binding. The coding region runs from base 1 to 1035 and encodes 344 amino acids. The record is from RefSeq and is a predicted model, not a curated record. The transcript has a single exon.